CACUCAGGGCGAAGAAUGUGGACCCCAGCCACCCCAGAGAGGCCUUGGAGUGAAGCCGGGCCAAGUAUCCCCGUGGCUGGAGCACUGCCCUGGGCGGGUCCUGCUGCCCGCCUGGCCCCUUCCUACAAGAAUCUGCAUGCUUCGUCCCUCUGGGUUCCUCCCUCACCAACCUACCUGGAGGCAGGUCAUAAAGCAGGAGGAGGGAGAUGGAUGGAUGAGGAGGGCGGAGAGCCACGUGGUGCCAUAAAGCCCCAGCUAGAGAGGGCCUGUCCCGGAGUGUCCAGGCUGCAAGAGUGCAUGCUCAGAAGGUGGACUGUCAGCCUUGGGAGCCGGAGCCGGGGCAGCGAGGCCCAGGAGGAGGCCAUGCACCAAGGCGCGCCAGGACCAGGCCUCAGGGGCCUGAAGGGGGCUGAGGGCUCUCCUCAAGACUUGGGGAACUCUUGCCUGGAAGCCGAGAGGGAUUUUGGGGUGCUGAGAGAGAACGGGGGCCCCCGAGGCCUGGGCGAAGCGGAGGAGGUCGCCGGAAGUAGAAAACGCAGCCGGCCUGUGCGGUCCAAGGCGCGGCGCAUGGCCGCCAACGUGCGUGAGCGCAGGCGCAUCCUGGACUACAACGAGGCCUUCAACGCGCUACGCCGCGCGCUGCGGCACGACCUGGGCGGCAAGAGGCUCUCCAAGAUCGCCACGCUGCGCAGGGCCAUCCACCGCAUCGCCGCGCUCUCCCUCGUGCUGCGCGCCAGCCCCGCGCCCCGCUGGCCCUGCGGGCACCAGGAGUGCCACGGGCAGGCCGCGCGCGCCGGGGACGCGAGGGACCCGGGCUCCAGCCCGCCGGCGCCGCCGCCGCCUGCCGGGCCCUUCGCGCAGUGCUGCGCCUCAUGCCACCCGCAUACGCCCCUGGGACGACCUAGGGCGGUGGCCGAGGCCCUGCCGGGCUGGGCCCAGGCCUCCCCCGGAAGCUGGCGCCGAAGUCUCGGGGCUCCCUCGGACUGGCCGCGGGGCCUCUUGCGAGCGGGCCCCGGGCUGGGCCACCAACACUCCUGACCGGGCACCGAGCGCAUUGAAGGGCAAGGAAGGAGCCAACGGCAGGAUGACCACAGAAUGGGAAGAUUAGAAAGCCAUCCCUGGCAGAACUGAAUGGGCUGAAGCCUGACGGGAAAGGAAGCGCUUUGUCGGUGGGAAGGAACUCUGGGCCGCACCUCCUAGAACCCCGCGAACCCAGCCAGGAGCCGGAUUCUUCUGGGCACUUACCU
Messenger RNA from Bubalus bubalis (water buffalo), 1247 nucleotides. It is a transcript of the gene BHLHA9, whose product is annotated as basic helix-loop-helix family member a9. The record is from RefSeq and is a predicted model, not a curated record. Gene Ontology annotation, molecular function: protein dimerization activity; DNA-binding transcription factor activity, RNA polymerase II-specific; RNA polymerase II transcription regulatory region sequence-specific DNA binding. Gene Ontology annotation, biological process: regulation of transcription by RNA polymerase II; developmental process. Lineage: Eukaryota; Metazoa; Chordata; Mammalia; Artiodactyla; Bovidae. The transcript has a single exon. Bases 16 to 1038 code for a protein of 340 amino acids.